This is a messenger RNA of Saccoglossus kowalevskii, 2859 nucleotides long. RefSeq names its product deubiquitinase DESI2-like. The record is from RefSeq and is a predicted model, not a curated record. NCBI's taxonomy places the organism in Eukaryota, Metazoa, Hemichordata, Enteropneusta, Harrimaniidae. Gene Ontology annotation, biological process: protein deubiquitination. Gene Ontology annotation, molecular function: deubiquitinase activity.
AUGGCAAACGAAGCAGUACGUUUGAAUGUAUAUGACAUGGUAAGAGUAGCAUUCUUAAUUAUGAAUUUAAGACCACCACCCCAAUAUGCAUAUGGAGGUCAUCCUUUUCCUAUAAGUGGUGUCUUUGAAAUUCUACCAAAACAAGCUGAAGAACUAGGAGAACAAUUUAGAUUUAAAGAAACCGUUCUUUUAGGAAGAACAGAUUUUACACCAAGUGAAGUGAAAUUAAUUGUAGACGAACUUGGAAAAAAAUUUAAAGGAGAUCGAUAUCACCUGAUGCAUAAAAACUGUAACCACUUUACAUCAGCUGUUGCCAAGAUAUUGGUUGGUAACGAUAUUCCACCGUGGGUGAACAGACUUGCCUAUGUCAGUUCGUGUGUGCCUUUUGUAGAACGAUGCCUACCGCAGGAAUGGUUAACCCCUGUGGCCUUACAGCAAUGUAUCAUCAAAGAACCAGAACCAGAUAGAUCCACCAAUCUAGGAAGCACGAGAGAAAGGCGACGAUAUGAUCCACGUUCAAGUAUAAACUGAUAGAUAGUGAAUGUAAAUAAAUUAGAUAUUGUAUUUGUAUGAAUCUGUGAAUUGAUUGGUUUUAACCCAUCGUCUCAAUUUUUUCUUGUGACCUUUAUUGAAUGACUACUCAAAAUUUGUCAAAAUAAAUAUUUUAAACUUGUUACCACUUCCAAUUCUGUUCAGAUCUUGAACAAAUCAAAUAUUUUACAAUAUCAGCCAAGAAGGACUCAGAAGUACAAUGUAUAUUUAUAGUACUGCUUUAUUAUGUACACUCAGGUGAUCACAAACACUAUCAAUUCUCAAUAUUACCGGUAGUCUUGCUAUGAAGUUGUAAAUUGCAAUCAUUUGACCAUUUGCAUUGACCACAAUUCAGUUAUGAAUGUGAAUUCAGUUUUUAUAUUAUUCUGUUUAGCCAGAAAACAAAUCAGUGAAGAUAAAUUUACUUUCCAGUCUUCAGUUGGAUUUAGUGGUUCAUUUGCAGCUAUUCUAAAACACCUCAAAAUAACUGGUAAUUUAUAUAAAAGUCUAUCAUACUGUAAAAUACUUUCGCUGAAAAACGUUUUUGGAUGUUUUGUAUAAAAUUUAUUUUCACUGAUUUUUGACAAGUUGAAUGUAAAAUCUAAGAAAAAAUGGAUUUUGUUUUUACCGAAUCAUCCCUUCAGCGAAAAUAAUAUAUUUUACAGUAGGUGCAUCUUGGCACAUGCAUCUUGGCACAAAGUAAUGCUGUAUUGUGCAAACCAUGUAAUAAUCUCAGUGUGACACUUCUAAGCAAUGCAUGACAAAACGAAUGUAGAAAAUUGUUGGCUAUAGAGCAGUGUGUAUUUCCUGGCAAAAUAUGUUUCUUGUCUGUGAUUUUGUAUUGGUAUGAGUUCAUAAUUUCUACUGAACUUUCAUAUCACUCAUUCAAUAUAUAUCUAAAAUUUACAGUGGAAAAUGUGAUGGUACCCCCCCCCCCCUCUAUUUUUUGGUCUAUAGGACUGCCUCCAUUCUCAUCAGUAAAGUUAGUAUGGUAAUAGCCAUUAUGGCGGCUAAAUGACACGAAUGCCAGGUUAUUCGAUAAUAAUUAGAUCACUAAUAAUAUUAUUGUUUGUAAUUACUGAAUUCUGUGUUUUGAUUGUACUCAUUGGUAAAAAAAGUUCCUUAUCUGACAAAACCUGGCUAUUAAUUUCAGUUUCAACAACAUAAAUUUAAAAUAUUCUUUGCUGUGAUCCAGAUUACAUAGAAUUUGAAAUCAUGUUGCAGUUAUUUACAGAUUAUAUGAUAAAAAUACUGCCAGAUAGACUGUUAAUCUCUGCACAGACAGGUAUGUGUUAACACAUCGCCCAGUGAUGCUGUUUUGGCUAUCCAUGGAGGCAUGUAUCUGUCUGUUUUAUUUAUAAAAAUGAAAAUUAUUUAUUUUGAUGCAGUUAAAAUAUAUUCUAUUUAGUAAAUUUGUCAAAUAUUUAAUGUGGAAUUCAUCUAAGGGAUCAAACAUUUGAAGUUAUUGGGGAGGGCGUAUGUGAAUGGAAAAGUGUGAUCAGUGCAUUUUUUUCACAGUUCUUGUCUGAACAUUUGUAUUUUUCUUGGCUGUGCCAAUAUUUUUCUCUGCAACACCUGGUAUUGCCCCCCCCCCUCCCCCCAUGAUUUUAAAUUGUAAAUCCCUAAGCUGGUAUGAAUAUAUAUUUAUAUCAAUACCACUGUAAUGACAAGUGAUUAAUUAUUCAGAAUUUUUUUCAAUCAGACAAAUACUGUAAAAGCAUUGUCACUAGUAUUUAAUUUCAUUAUUUUGAGUAUGUUCACUGGGUUUUAAAAUUGACAAAUGUUCUGUGUAAAUGAGUUCUAUUGUAAUUAUACAUUUUUACUGUGAUUUUUACUAAUGGAUUUCAGUUGUCAGCGAAAAUGAAAUCCAGUGAAUAAAUAAUGCACUUACAGUAAGCAACAGACAUACUUUAAUACUGUUGUAAGUAAACAUCCUCGGGCUUCACAAAUAUAUCACUCAAAAGCUGAAAUAGAAUAAUGAAGUUAAAAAAUAUAUUUAAUAUUUGUGAAUAAUUCCAUUGUGUAUAAAAAAAAAACGUGUUUUAAUGCUGGCAACUGGAAACCAAUUAUUAUGGAAAAUAUCUGUUAUCUCUUUUACAUGUUAAUCAUUUUUUAUAUAUCGUUAUAUGUAUAUUUGUUUUCAUUUCUUUUGUUUCUAGAAAUAUUAUUUGCUCUAUUGGUGGCAUGUGCGCUUACGUAAUUGACAAAGGUGUAGUCAAAAUAAAUCAUAUUUUUAAAGGAUUCUGUAUAUUAUAAUAUUAUUUUUAUUUAGUUUAUUCAUGCUUUUAAUAGAGCAAAUAUAGUAUAUCUAAGGCAGAAGUUCAGUAA